CCAGUAGCACCCGGAAGUGGGUUGAAUGUCAAGCGGCGCGAGUUCUUUUCUCCCUCUUCCGCGUUUCUGGGGGGCAGCAAAAGCGAGGGGGGAGGAUUUCCACAUCAUGGCCUUUAAAGUCUUUUUCCCUCUUUGCUGCGCUUCGGCGGAAGAUGGCCUUCUGAUUGGACGAUGGAUUCCAGAACAGAACUCCGUCGUUAUCCUGGCUGUGAUCCAUUUCCCUUUGAUCCCGGCUCAGGUGAAGCAGUAUCUCUCCAAAAUGCAACAUGCCACCCACGUCCAACUGUCCGUCUUGGGUUCGUGGACCAACAGCCAAGAAAAGCAGAUGCUGCAAAAGUUCCUGGAAGACCUGGGCAUCAUUUUUUCCCAGGGCUCCUGGAUCCAACUCGGCAGGCGAAAAGACGGCAAGUUUUGGAACUGUGUGGCCACCUGGAAGGAAUCCAGCGGCGGCGGCAACGGCAGCGGCGUCGAAGAAAUCAUUGUGAUCUAUUACGACCAGCAAAAAGUGAUGCUGUCGCAGCUUCACCCUCCUGACAAUCACGGGAUUGCUUCCGAUCAGAAGGCAGCCGACGCUUCCAAGCUAGCCGCUGUGUUUGACACCGUGGCAAAAAGCAAAUUGCUGUUCAUGAAGAGCCGGUACGACGAGGGACCCAUCAGGCUCACCCACUGGCAGUCUGAAGGGGUGGAGGCCAGCAUUAUCGUAGAGCUGUUGAAACAGGUGUCAGUCCCUGCGUGCAUGCUAAUAACACUCCUCCUUUCCUUCGUAGCGGCCAUCUGUAAAAGCAGGGCUCUGACAUUUUGGCCCCUGUCCUUCGUCUGGAGCAAACUUUCCACCUAUGAGCAGUUGAGGCAUCGCUUCCAACAUCUCCAAGUCAUCAGCAGUGAGAAGGCAGCUUCCGAUCAGGCCCAAGGGAUGAGGAAAGCCAACAUCUUUAUCUCUCUCUUCAUCGAUGUGGCUCUGGGUGUCCUUCUCAUGUCCUGGUUGUAUCAAAUGAACUGGAUCGGUUAUCUUGCCAGUGGCCUCGUCCCAGUGGCUGAUCAUAUCGCCCAGCAGCUCCAGAACCUCCUGCAGUGGCUGAUGGGCGUGCCAGCUGGUCUAAAAAUGAACAGAGCUUUGGAUCAGGUGCUGGGCCGUUUUUUCCUUUACCACAUCCACCUCUGGCUUAGCUACAUCCAUCUGAUGUCUCCAUUCAUUGAGAGGAUCCUGUGGUACGUUGGCUUGUCCGCUUGCCUUGGCUUGACGGUGGCCCUUUCCAUCCUCUCCGACAUCAUUGCCCUCCUGACGUUCCACAUCUACUGCUUUUAUGUCUAUGGAGCCAGGCUAUAUUGCUUCAAGAUUUACGGCUUGUCCUCUCUGUGGCGCUUGUUCCGUGGGAAGAAAUGGAAUGUCUUGAGGCAACGCGUUGAUUCCUGCUCCUACGACUUAGACCAGCUAUUCAUUGGUACUUUGCUGUUUACCAUCUUGCUGUUUCUGCUGCCCACAACUGCGUUGUAUUACUUGGUUUUUACUUUGCUUCGUCUCCUGGUGGUCCUUGUGCAAGGCCUAAUCCAUCUGCUGGUGGACCUCAUCAACUCUCUGCCCCUUUAUGCCAUCGUCCUUCGACUCUGCCGAGGCUACAGACUUGCCUCUGGUGUCAAAUUCAGAGUUCUGGAACAGGAAACUGGAAUCCCUCUUCGACUUCUGAUGCAGAUCAACCCUCUUCCUUACGGCCGCGUGGUCCAGAUCUAUAGGCUCCCAACCUACAGCUGCUACCCCAAGGACUCCUGGGCUUCUCUGUGCAGGAAGUUGUUUGUUGGAGAGCUCAUUUACCCUUGGAAGCACAAGGAGGAGAAGCAAGACUGAUAUGGGGGGGGGGGGGAACAACCAGGAGGAACUCCAAAGACGCCUUGGAGAACCUAUCGGAGUUUGGGAGCAUCUCUUGCCACAAAGCGUACUUGGUUCUGACUUCCACCGUCAAGAACCUGAGAGCAAGACGUUCCUACGGAGUCGAUGAAUUCCUCGCUCGGCUGCCUCCGCCAGCUGUCCUUUCUGAUCACGUCGUCCGAUGUAACCUGCCUUUGGGAUUGCUCCUCUGGAAACAUCGGGGUACGGAAUUCGCCGGCUGUGCCUUUUGAGGGCUUUGGGGAUGGGGACCUGCAGCGAUUCUGCAAGGCAAGCACACACACACACACACACACAAACACACACACACCCGAGCCUCCCCACCCCACCCCGCCCCGUGGUAUCCAGCGCACAGUACCAUUUCUCCACCUGCCUUGUUCUGACAUGUCGUUUUCUGCAGCUCCUUCUGUAAAGGUGUAGCUGCACAUCUAGAGCCGCGUUUCUCAACCCCGGCGACUUGAAGACGGGUGGACUUCAACGCCCAGAAUUCCCCAGCCAGAAAAAAAAAUACACUGGCAUUUUGGGGGGCCCACUCUCUGCAAGACUUGGACGUCAACGCUUGGGAGAAAAAAACUUUGGGUGUUUGCAAUCACUGACUCAGAAACUGCUUGCGGCAAGGGUCUCGGGUAGGGGUCACCAACCCACUAGGCCACGACUCACUAUCAGGCUGUGGCCCAUUUGGAACAGGGCCUCACAAGGGGUGUGCAGUUCCGCUUGUGCGAGCAGGAGCUGCACACCUUCAUGCGCCCUCCUGCCACUCACACAGAACCAUCCCCUUCUCCCUCUGCCAAUUCACCAACCCUCCCUCCCCCCCCCCAUUCUAGGGCAGAGGUCGCCAACCUUAGCAAUUUGAAGCCUGGCGGACUUCAACUCCCAGAAUUUCCCAGCCAGCUUUGCUGGCUGGGGAAUUCUGGGAGUUGAAGUCCGCCAGGCUUCAAGUUGCCAAGUUGGAGACCCCUGUUCUAGGGGAAGUCACAAAUAACCAGUUCUUUGGGUCCUUUCAGCCCUCAAGACUGAAUGGCUACAGGGUUCAGAAAUAGACUCUCAAGUUUUUGGUGUCCUGCUUAUGUCCUGUAUUCCAUUUGAUUGCUUAUUACUUAUAGACACGUCUAGGAAGUCCCCAAAACAGCAUGCUGGUUGCGGAAUUCUGGGAGUUGAAGUCCAUCCGUCUUAAACUUGCCAAGGUUUGAGAAACACUGUUCCAGAGGGUGCUGGAAUUCUAGGAUCUUCAGUAAGAUACCCAGUGCUUCCCAGCCAUCUUUGAUUGCAUUCCUCAUUGGGAAGAACUGAAGGGGGAAGCAGCUCCUGUCUAUUAUUGCUAGCAGGAUCCUGGACGAUGGAGACCAAUCUUUUCAGCUGGGCUCUGAAUUCUUGCAGAACUUGGAGAAAUCUAAAUCCAGCGUCUGACAUGCUUCUAUGUACUGUAGAGGAUUUUUCUAUUGCAAUAACCAGCAGGAAGGGCCAGAAACAAGAUAAGUUGCAUCAGCACUUUAGCCUGUGUGAGGAAGCCCUUCUUUCCUUCCUUCCUUCCUUUCUGCUUUACCUUGUUCCCAUCUCCUUCCUUCUUUCCUUCCUUCCUUCCUUCCUUCCUUCCAUCCAUCCAUCCAUCCAUCCUUCCUUCCUUCUCUCAUUCCCAUCUUCUUUCCUUCCUUCUCCUUCCUUCUCUUAUUCCAAUCUUUCUUCCUUCCUUCCUUCCUUCCUUCCUUCCUUCCUUCCUUCCUUCUCUCAUUCCCAUCUUCUUUCCUUCCUUCUCCUUCCUUUCUUCCUUUUCUCGUUCCCAUCUCCUUCCUUCCUUCCUUCCUUCCUUCCUUCCUUCUCUCAUUCCCAUCUUCUUUCCUUCCUUCUCCUUCCUUCUCUUAUUCCCAUCUUUCUUCCUUCCUUCCUUCCUUCCUUCCUUCCUUCCUUCCUUCCUUCCUUCCUUCCUUCCCUCCCUCCCCGUGUUUAUUAAUUAUUACCAUAUUAAUCAAAUGUAUACAGCCGCCCCUCCCUCUGAAGGCAGCCCUGGGCAGCCUACAAUUAAAAACAGAGAAAUGCAAAUAUAAAAACCACAGUAAUAAAUAUUGUCAGAACCCAAAAAUGCAAAACAUAGGUGAAGAAAAUUAAAAAAAAAAAAAAGGCACCCUGAACAAUGAUCAAGCACAGGAAAUCAGGUGUCCGGGCAGCUCAAAUGAAUAUCAAGGUUUAUUGCAAGCUUGUGCUGUCUACAAGAAUCUGAACUACUAACAGUCAAGGCAAACUGGCAGUAGAUAAGAGUCAACGAAAUUCAAGGUGGGCUGGACUUAGAUCUCUUGUGGGUGCCAAGGGACUCCAGAGUGAUGAAUGAGGUCCUUUUUUCUUUUUUAAGCAAGGACUAUUUUGGAUGCAAUUUAAUAAUAUAUGAUGAUAUAAGGGACACAGUGGCUAAGACACUGAGCUUGUUGAUCGAAAGGUCGGCAGUUCAGCAGUUCAAAUCCCUAGUGUGCAUAAUGGGGUGAGCUCCCGUUACUUGUCCCAGCUUCUGCCAACCUAGCAGUUCGAAAGCAGGUAAAAAAUGCAAGUAGAAAAAUAGGGACCACCUUUGGUAGGAAGGGAACAGAGUUCCGUGCGCCUUUGGCAUUGAGUCAUGCCGGCCACAUGACCAUGGAGACUUCUUCGGACAGCGCCGGCUCUUCGGCUUUGAAACGAAGGUGAGCACCGCCCCCUAGAGUCGGGAAUGACUAGCACAAAUGUUCGAAGGGAACCUUUAUCUUUAUUUUGGCUAAUUGAAUGCCGUCCAAGUUUCUUGAACCUAAGCAAAGAAGGAUGACCUUCAGGUUGGAAAAUACGAUUUCCCUACUUGUCAAAGCCAUGUCGGUGGUCCAGGCCAGGAGUAAGACUCCCAAAAGAUUCUUAACUAUUUAUCAUCUUCAAACUUUCCUUGACUGAAGACUAGAAUUCACAGCCAAUUGUGCAUCGGGUGUUUAUUUAAAAGCUGGUUUUAAGCCAGCCCAUCCGUUAAUUAUAUGUCAUAGAUAAGAUGCACAUUUCCUUUGAACCUCUCCUGGUGGGGGAGAGGACGGGACUGAAUUUGGUGUCUUUGCUUAAUGGGGCGAUCAUAAUUAGCUUUAUCACACCAUUGCACUAAUGGGCACCUGGGCAUGGAGGAAAAAAGGUUUCUAGUCUUAAGUGUCAGAAACCUGCAUCUGAUGCCCUGUGGUUAGAAUGGCUAGGCAUUCUCAGGUUCAUAGUUCUAGCAUGCACGAGGCUCCUGAGUUAAGAACAUCUGCUUUAGAAAUAAACUCUAGAAAAAUCUCUGUGGAAAGUAAUUGGGCUGAUUCCAUGUGGAUUGUAGCAGCACACUCCCUUCCUGAAAGCACUUAAGUUACUCAUGAUUGCUAAAGACCAAGCCAUCAUCAACAUACCUUUCUCUCUCUUUGAUUUUUACUUUUAUUUUUAGGGCUAUUACUGACCUGACCUGGAUCUUUACAGGUAGUCCUCAACUGUUCAUUUAGUGCAGUGGUUCUCAACCUUUAUAGUGCUGCGACCCCUUUAAUACAAUUCCCCAUGAUGUGGCGACCCCAACUGUAAAAUUAUUUUUUUUAGGCAGCGAUCUCAGCAUGCCUCAGCAGCCGCAGAAGAGGGAAAAAAGCGGCAAACUGUUUUUUUGAAUUUAUCGCACCUAAAGCCAUAUUGGCUAGCGAUCUGAACUGCUUGCGAUUGCCUUGAGGACGGAGGCAUUAAAGCGGAGACUCCUCCCCUAUUAAGUUUAUGGCGCCUGAAGCCAGAUUAGGCUAGCAAUUGGGAGUGAUUGCAGCUGGCUUGAGAGGGAGACAUCAGAGCAAAGAUUUCUCUCUUUUUUAAUUCAUCGCGCCUGAAGCCGAAUUUGGCUAGGGAUUUGAAGAACCUGCAGCUGGCUUGUGGAGUCAACCAUCAAAGAGGGUGAUUCUUUGACUCGCAAGUAUACUUCCCAUAUUUCCGAUGGUCUUAGGCGACCCCUAGCAAAUCGUCAUUCGACCCCCAACAGGGUGGCGACCCACAGGUUGAGAACUGCUGAUUUAGUGGCUGAUUUUCAACAUCACUGGAAAAAAAUGACCAUUUUUUCAGACUUGUUACUGUGGCAGCAUUCCCCUGGUCAUUGAUCAAAAUUUGGACGCUUGGCAACCGACUCAUAUUCAUGACAGUUGCUAUGUCGCCCAGGGUCAGGUGAUCCCCUUUUGCGAUCUUCUGACAACCAAAGUCAAUGAGCAAGGCGCGAUUCACUUAACAACUGUGGUAAGAAAAGUCGUAAAAUGGGGCAAAGCUCACUCGGCAAAUGUCUCACUUAGCAACAUAAAUUUUGGGCUUUGAUUAUGGUCGUAGGUUGAGGGCUACCUGUAUUUGUUGUUGUGGGCCAAUUCUGAGUGCUCUUAUGUGUUGUUGUUGUUGUUUUAUUCAAAAAGUUUUACAGAAAAUUUUUUUUCCCCUUUUCCCCCACCUCCCCUCCCCCAUCCCUUCACA
Messenger RNA from Ahaetulla prasina, 6337 nucleotides. It is a transcript of the gene PIGQ, whose product is annotated as phosphatidylinositol glycan anchor biosynthesis class Q. The transcript is spliced from 11 exons. The coding region runs from base 26 to 1843 and encodes 605 amino acids. Gene Ontology annotation, biological process: GPI anchor biosynthetic process. The record is from RefSeq and is a predicted model, not a curated record. Lineage: Eukaryota; Metazoa; Chordata; Lepidosauria; Squamata; Colubridae. Gene Ontology annotation, cellular component: endoplasmic reticulum; membrane.